AGCCCUGGGGCUGCUUGCAGGCUGGGACAGGCCGGGUGAGGCACCCGGCUCCAGGAAAAGGAGCAAAAAUCGCUCCAGGGUACAAGGGUGUUGGCACUGCUGUGAGCGGGGGGAACGGUCACGGAAACGUGAACCAUGCAGAGAGGAGCCGGGGCAAGAGGAAGCUGGCCGGGGGCCAAAGAGGUGGAGGGUGGCACGGGCAGGAUUGGUGCAGCAACUUUCAUUUCACCAUUUUUGCGAGACGGCAAGAGGAAGCCAAGGCAUCAGGCUUUGGCUCGUGAUUUUUUUGGGGGAGAAACGUUAGCUUUCCGAUAGCUCUGUAGACAAGCCCGUGGCAGCUUCCUUCCUGUUCAAACACACCUAGAUGUCGGAAGUUUUCACGGAGCACAGGUAGUUCUUGGAGUACAGAGGUGGUCGUAACCAGUUCAGUUUGCUCGUGGAAAGUAGGAGUGACGUGGCACCGAGGAAGAGUUUGGAGGAGAUUGAAAUGGCAGAGAGUCACGGUGCAGAAAACAACAAUGCAGCUGAGGUCACCCAGAAGCGACCGCGAAUGCAGGAUGCUUUCCAGCAGGAGGAAAGGGAGACUCUCAGGAAAUACGAGAAGAUGGAGGACAGGGUCAGAAAAAUCCUGACCAGCUCGUGUGAGAAGAUAACCCACCUCUUUUUUAUGAAGGACAUGCCGGGGCACCUGGCCUAUCUCCGGGACCGCAUCACGACCCUCAACUCCAAGCUUGCCUUCGACCCCAUCCGCGUCGGGCUCUUUGGAAGCAGCGGCGCGGGGAAGAGCACUCUGCUCAACGCCAUCCUCCACAAGCGCUUCUUCCUCCCGGUGUCAGGGACACGCGCGUGCACCUCCUGCCAGGUUCAGAUCAGCACCUGCAGGAGCAAACAGUACAAAGCCAAUAUUUUUCUCCUCUCCAACGAGGAGUGGAUGGAUGAGGUGAGGAGCCUGUUCACGCUCCUGGAGAUGGAGAGAGAGGAUGGUGAGAAUGACAGCGAUGUAGAACACGCCGUUAGAGUGCUGCGGGCUGUCUACGGGGAAGGAGCAGAGAACAGGAAUUAUGAAGAUCUGACGAAAGCCAAGCCUGCCAUCACUAUUCCCUCCUCCAGAGUUAUUACUCUGACAACGACAGAGGCAGAAGCUCUCUCCCAGGAACUGGACCCGUACAUCCGCAACCAGGAGGGGCUCGAGGUGGAGGACGCCACCUUCUGCAACGAGAAGAUGCGGCUCUGGCCCCUCAUCAAGUACGUGCAAGUGACCCUUCCCGCGUCUGACUUCGUGCCUGAAGGUGUCAUCUUUGUGGACAUCCCGGGGAUGGGCGAUUCCAACAAGAAGAGGGAUGAAAUGUGGAAAGAGAGCAUCCAGGAGUGCACAUCCAUUUGGGUCGUUGCUGAUGUUGAACGCGUUUUUGGGGCCAGCACACAUGAAAACAUGCUGAAAGAGGCGAUUACAGCUUGCAUGGUUGGCAAGUGCAGCGAUAUCACCUUUGUGGUCACCAAGAUGGAUAAGAUUAACGUGGAUGAGUACCUGAGGAACCAUCCCAGUGCACCGGAGGAUCUAAGAACGCGCGAUGCCAUUUUGGAGACGAAACAAGACCUGAAAACAAAAAAGACCAGAGCAAUAAGGGACAGGAUGCAGAAGAGACUGCCCAGCGACACAGAGGUGCUGCAGAAGUCAGACCUGGUGUUCACCGUCAGUGCCAAGGAGUACUGGAACCCCACGGUCCUCACGGAGGAGGAGACAGAAAUCUCCAGACUAAGGGACCAAAUCAGGAAGCUCUACCUGAACAUGAAGAGAAAUCAGCUGCAAGAGCACAUGCAGGAAAUCCUUGUCAUCUUCUCCCUGGUGGACGUUUACCACGCCGUGCAGCUCAGCCCGGGUCCAACCCCGCAGCAGGAUGGGCUUAACACGUUUGUGUCAACGAAGAUCCAGGAGCUGAAGAGGAUGGCUCAGAGCAUUUUUGACCUGAUGGAUUUGCCUCUUAUCAAGGGGGUGAAGUCUGCCAAAAGCUCAUACAAGAAGAAAAUUGAAAAGAUCUUUGCGAUAGGCGAAAAGUCCAAAGGCUUCCACAGGACCCUGAAAGCUGUGUGCAGGAGGAACGGGGUGUACGUGUCCCGCGUCUUUCAUCGUGUAGACAUCAACAACUGCCUGGCUGAGCCUAUCUACGCAGAAAUUGAUAUUAUGUUUGCAAACAUAUUCAGAAAACAGAGGCUCACGAGGACCAGUCUGCAGGCUGCCAUCAAUGAGUUCAGCACGGAGGUAAAAGCCAGAUUCAUGACGUUUGCGAAGGACACGAAUAUGAAUGAGUCCAAGCUCAAAUUCCUCACACAAGAGACCAACAUCAUCAUGAGAGCUCUUGAAAGAGAAAUUCUUUUGAAAAAGAAGACUAUCUAUGAGUCCCUUGAGUUGUCCAUCCAAAGCACCUUAACGCCUUAUUACAAAGAGGCUGAUAAGAUAAGUGGGAAGGAUACGUACAAGCAGUUAAAAAGCAUGCUGACACAGAGCAUCGAGCUGGAGGUACGGCAGGCGAUGUUCGAAAAAGCGAAGGAGAAGAUGAUGAGCCAGUUCCAGGAUCUGACGGAGCAGAUGACCACGAAGCUGAGCAAGGACUUCCUCGACAUGCUCAGCGUCAUUUUCAGUCAGUGUGACACACCGGUCAGCACGCUGCCGGUUCUGCAGGAAGAAUGCCAAGAAAUCCUGGAUUUGCUGAAAAACUUGUGACAGCCUGGCUGACCAAAAAGGCC
Molecule: messenger RNA, 2745 nt
Organism: Cygnus olor (mute swan)
Lineage: Eukaryota; Metazoa; Chordata; Aves; Anseriformes; Anatidae
Product: nuclear GTPase SLIP-GC-like
Exons: 19
Coding region: 488-2722 (744 amino acids)
Molecular function (GO): GTPase activity
Source: RefSeq, a predicted model, not a curated record